GUACUAAAUAGAUUAACUUAUUUCCGGUUGGCGAAGCCGAAAGAACAUCAUCCUAUCAUUUCCAAUUUCCUGAAGCAAUACUGUUAUAAAGGUAGCAGGAUGGAUGGCAGUGGAAUGAAUAGGAAACGACGGAAAGCCAAGAAAAGUGCCAAUAACAAUAUUCCCGCUGCUGUACUAAAACGUCAGCAGCAAGCUAAUCUUGCCAAAAGACUUCAGCAUCAAGAAGAACUGUAUUACCUGCAACUUCAAGAGGAGGAGUAUUAUGCUGAAGAAAGAGCUCGUGAAUUAUAUAAUCCCUCAAGCCUCCUACAAAAUGUUGACACGUACACUUGGAGGUACCUGGGAUCCACACAGUUAUGUUUGACCAGGGCGGCUCUAUGCAGAAGAGAGCUAUGGGCCAAGGCAUGGGAGGAGGCUCCAUGUUUGGAGGCUUUGAUGACCCAUAUGGACCCAUAGGUGGCCAAGAAACAUCCACAGGAGGGGGUGGAGCAUCAGCUGGGGGAGAUAACUUUAAGUCAGACCGUGAGAAAUUACUCGAACAAGAACUUGCUUUGGAGAAGCAAAAACGACAACUUUUAGAAGAGCGGAGGGAAUUAGAAGAGCGAGAGAAGGCAAUCGCACAAAUGUCAAGUCCUGGAAGGGGUAGAGGCAUGCUUGGAAUGAUGGAUCAGUCCCCAAGGGGUGUAGGGAUGAUGGCACAGGGUGGAAUGGGAGGCGGAAAUAUGGGAAUGGGGGGAGAUGAUAUGGGCAUGGGAGGAGGUAAUAUGGGAAUGGGAGGGGGUAAUAUGGGAAUGGGAGGUGGUAAUAUGGGAAUGGGAGGAGGCAAUAUGGGUAUGGGAGGAGGUAACAUGGGGAUGGGAGGAGGUAAUAUGGGUAUGGGAGGAGGUAAUAUGGGCAUGGGAGGUGGUAAUAUGGGUCGUGGUGGUAUGGGAGGAGGUCCAAUGGGUCGUGGUGGCAUGGGAGGAGGUCCAAUGGGUCGUGGUGGUAUGGGUCGAGGUGGAAUGGG
This is a messenger RNA of Owenia fusiformis, 1006 nucleotides long. The record is from the annotation of a GenBank genome assembly. Lineage: Eukaryota; Metazoa; Annelida; Polychaeta; Sabellida; Oweniidae.